Messenger RNA from Vitrella brassicaformis, 3579 nucleotides. NCBI's taxonomy places the organism in Eukaryota, Vitrellaceae. The record is from the annotation of a GenBank genome assembly.
GGAGCGGCGAAGGAGAAGCAAAGGAGACGAACGUGUGAGCGAGCGGGCCUGACGUGCUCGAGGUGCUCGUGCCGUUGGUGGUGCGCUUGCCUCGGUCCAUCGCGACAGGAGAGAGAGAGAUCGUCAAGUGUUUGCUGCUGCCUGCCUGCCUGCCUGACACGAGAGUAGCUACUAGAUAGAGUGUAGUAUAUAUGAUCAAGAUGACCUACCCGAGCUGGGAUAUCGAGCAGGCCAUCGAGCACUUCCCCGCCAUCUGCGGCAUGAAACUCUCACUCAGUCAGAGCCACACACACACUCACACUCACACUCACACACAAGCAGAGAGAGGGAGAGAGGGGGAGCCCACGGCACGUGUGUAACACUUGUGUUGUGCUGUGUGUGUGCUGGCAGCCGUGGCGGAUCCCACUCUCCCCGACUGUCCUCUCAUCGGCUGCUCCUCGGGAUUCACAAAGCUCACGGGGUACGUCAGACACACAUACGCACAGCCGUCUCCACCUGUGCCACGCAUUUAUCUCUCCUGCCUGCGUGUGUGGGGUUGGCUGGUUGGUGUGUCCCUCCUUCUCUCAGCUUUGACGAGUACAAGGUCAUCGGCCAGAACUGCCGCUUCCUGAAUGAGGGGUGUCACGUGGAUGAGGUGGUUCGGAGAGAGCUGCGGAAGGCCAUACACUCCAGAGGCUCGCUCUUCUGCCUCGUCCAAAACAAGAAAGCCAGUACGCAAACACACACAGGACAGUAGAGGAAGCUGCCAAAAGAGAGAAAGAAACCGCGCGUCUGUCCCUGUGUGUCUGUCCCUGUGUGUGUCUGAUUGUAGAUGGGUCGCGGUUCACCAACAUGCUGUAUCUGUCAUCCUUCCACAUCCCCAGCAGGGCGCAGACGUUCAUGAUCGGCGUGCAGAGCGACGCCACAAAGGUCGAUCUGGUCGGCAACGAAAACCUCCGACUGUUCACCGAGGAAAAGGUAGGAAUGCACACACCUCACCUGGGCAGGGCAGACAGACAAGAGCCGAUGGAUGGACACGACACACGGAAUGAAGGGCUUGUGCGGUGUGGUCUACUCGUCAGAUAUGCGAGCUGUUCAACACGGUCGAUUUGACCAACUGGGUGCUCAUGAAGGCGCGGUCAUUCGAAGGUACCUAAGCCAUGGGCACACAGCACACACGUCAUAUGGCAUACCGACGUCUCUCUCUCUCUCUCUCUCUCUCUCUGUCUCUCUCUCUGCGCGCGCGCGCGCGCGUGUGUGUGUGUGCAGCCAUCGAGCGGAUGAAGAAGACGUCUCCCGCGCUACCCCUCCGAUGGCGACCGCCGCAGCCAGCGGACGACGACGAGGGCAGAAGACCACCUCCCGUAAGACAACGCAACACACAUACAAUACAUUCUAUGUGUCUCUCACACGGAUCUCUGUAUGUAUCGUGUAUCGAUGCCUCCUUCAGACUCCCCGUUGGUUGGCCGAGGAGCACAUCUGGCCCCUUUUCCCCGCCGCCCUCUCUCUCGACGACCCCCAGCCCCAGGCCGUCACAGCCACCGACCAAGACGAGCAGGAGCAUGCCCGCGACCGCGGCCUCUCAUCUGGCAGCACGGCGUCCUCCAACACCCAAAGCCACACGCAGCCGCACGACCACCGCGGUGAGGGCGGCCGGCUGCCCAGCAGCCCCGGGACCUGCACGACGUACGCCACAGCGGGCAACGGCGAGAGGGACGACGAUACGCCCCCUGCCAAUGGUGUGCUGCACCCCAAGGACGAGGAGGCGGCCGUGGGGACGCCCGAGAUGGACGGGGUGGUGCAGCAGAUGGCACAGAUUAGACUACCGCCCACCGACUAGGGUGGGUGCGGUACAUGUGCGGUGCAUGGCACGGGGUGGGGUGGGGUGACAUUUUUCCAUCCCAGCCAGGUGAGGUGGGUCAGACAGACAGACAGACAGAUGAGAGAGAAAACCGUAUGUGAGAAAUGAGAGAUGAGAUGAGGUGAGGGCAUCGCCGCUUUUUUUCGUCAAGUGGCUGCGUUGCGUUGCGUUGCGUGAUGGGAUGUGAUGGGAUGUGCUGUGAUCCGAGAGGGAGAUGCAGAGGUUGCGUGUGUGGCAGUGCUUUCGCUUCCUUCCUUCCUUCCUUAUUCUCUUGCCAAUGAAUGCCGUCCGUCAUGGAUUUGUUUUCCUCGCCCUUGUUUCUCGUCUCGUGUGAUGGGAGUUUCCUCUGUGUGUUCGCGUGUGUGUGUGUGAGUGUAUAUGUACCUAACUGAGUGCGCGAAUGUGACGCAGAGAGGGGGCGGGGCGGGGCGGGGCGGGCUGAGGGAGAGGCUCUGGGCUGGAUGGGGUAAUCGUGCAGCAACGCCGCUUCGUGUGGCGUGUGGUGUCCGAUAGAGAGGAAGAGAUAGGCGUGUCCGCAGAUGGGAUGGAUGGAUCGGUAAGGGAAUUUUUCGUCUGUCGACCGCAUUGCUAUGACAUAGACAGGCACAGAGAGAGAGGGAGGGCGGACGUGAGGGCGAUUGUUUCACUGCCAUCCGUGUGUGAGGGACAGAAGAGUCGACUUUCAACUCGCUUAUUGCCUGCCUGCCUGCCUGUUGGGGCAUUUCUUUCCUCGCUGAUGUGAUGUGGCGGGGUGGAAGAGAGUGAGUGAGCGGAUGAGAGCGACGUGACUGGAGUAACUAACGACACAUCGAUGCAUUGCAAUGACCGAGUGUGAUUGAUGCGACCGACUUUCUCGUUUCAAUUCAUCAUUCAGACGACACGAACGAUGCAGCGCAGCCGAUGCAUUGCAUCCUUCCACUGUCGGUGGGGUGACCUUUUCUGAAUCGCUCACUCACUCACUCACUCAGUCACCUGAUGCUGGCUGACAGCUGCUGUUGUGUAUAAGAAGAGAGCCGGAGGGAGAGACCUGCUGCUGUAUCUCUGUGUCUGUCUUCCUCCACCUCCUACCUACCUACCUACCUCUUCACGUCUUUCCCUCCCUCCGGCCGUAGGCACCUGCUGCUGCUGCUUCUUGCUUGGUGCUGCCUGCGUGGCGUGGUGUAUGAAUGUAUGUCUGUAUGUAUGUCUGUGUGUGUGUCCGUCCGCAUGUGCGAGUGUGAGUGUGGGUGAGCUUAUGUGGUGUGAGAGCGAGUGCAUGAGUGAGGUCCCGAAGGGAGAAAGGGAAGUGACAGUGGGUGAUGGUGAUGGUGAUGUGACAUACAUCUGCAGCCCGCCCAGCCAUCCAUCCAUCCAUCCAGUCAGCCCCUCCACCGUGCGUGUGUGUGGUUUGGGUUCUCCAUCCAUCCAUCCAUCUAUCCAUCUGUAGCAUCCGUCACAUUUUUUGUUCCUUGCCCUUCAUUGAGCCAGCUACUCCCCCACCUCACCAUGGUGCGUGUGUGUGUGCGUGCAGUGUGAUCGCUCUCUGAAGCGCACCCAUCGUAUGAAUGGAGAGGCAGGCCUCUCAGGCAUACCACCACCACCACCACCAAAACCACACGGACACACACACACACACACACACGCACCCAAUUGGAUGCGGGAGUGAGUGAGUGGUUGAGUGCUGGUGGGAGGGGCGAGUGUUAUGUCCAGCCAUCGCACCACAUUGUUUGAACGAAUGGGUUGCGUGGCGUGGCGUGGCG